AUGGCCGAAGAAGAAAACAAGCCCACUUUGACUGCGCUAGGCGCAGACUAUGUAGACGCACAGGUUGCGUCCGCUGAGAACAUCCAAGGUUCAGCAGCUUCCGGCGGAGCAGCCACUCCAAGCGACUUCAGCGACUUCCAAUUUCCGAGUACACUCGUCAAGUACGGAGUGUCGGCGUUUGAUGAUGACGACGACGAAGACGACGAUGAUGAGGUUGAAGAUGGGCAAGAUCACGAUGGAGACUUGGCCAUCGACGAGAGCAAGUUCAACAAGUUCCCCGCAGAGGAUUAUAGUAUCGCUAUCGAUCAGUCUGUUUUUGAAGACUUUGACAGCUACAACCCCGAGCUGGUCGACGAGUACGAUAGUUCAGGGGACGAUCUGAACAACCGACCAAAUCCUAACCCAGCCCGGCCGCGCAGUACCAGUUCCGCGGGCAGGGCGUUGGAGCCCAUAGGUACAUAUGAACCUACGCGGUCGCGGAGUCUGGACUCCUCCCUCCCAGGGCCAUCUGAUGGCGCUCAGGCUCUAUAUCAAAAGGCGCAGCAGCGAGUCACAAAUCCGACGCCGCAGAUCCGUUCGCGAGCUAGCUCGCGCCUCGAUGGCUCAGGGCCGGUACCCGCUGUUCGCAUCAACACCAGAACUGGAGACCCGGGUCCAAACCGAAUGGGCAAAGACGUUCAACCGAAAUCAUGUGGAGUCAAACGUGCGACGAGUCUGUUCGGGAGAAGUAUAAAACCAUCCUAUGUCCCUCCAGUGUCAAGCCCGUUCAACCCGAACCCGUCAGUGCUCCCUCUGUCGUCUUUUGAACCCGGUGUGACAAGCACCGUCGACCCUACAAUGGAACCCGUCUCGCCGCUUCAGUACGGUCCGUCAACGUCGAAGGGUCCAAGGAAGGGAACUCACCAACGAAGUAGUGCUGUAUCCCAUCCAGCAGGAGAUGUCAUAUUCCCGGCGAUACCUUAUACUCUACCUGGCAGCUUCAAGAUGCCAGCGACGCCAGAAGAACUCGAAGAGCUGACGGGCAUGGAUCGGGAGACUGGUCUGGCCGCGGGUGCAGAGCUUGCCAUUGCUCGACAGAAGAAAGAAGACGCCGCCAGAUUUCUCAAAGUCCAGAGAUCAUUCCUCAAAUUCGAGACCGAAGCAGAGAACAUCAAACGCGCUGAUGCCGGACAACCACUCGUACCAGGCAGCGACCGAAUACCCGAAAUCCGCGAAGAGCGCGCACAGUUCACGCGAGCUCUAUUGCACGAGUACCAUGAACGAUACACCACAAUGAGACAACAAUGGCACGAGCGUCGUCUAGUAGAGAAACGACUCGAGCAAACCCGCGCCGAGCUUUUCCAAAUGACAUCAAAGCGAGACUCCCUCCAAGAAGCACUAACCAGCGUCGAAGAGGAACUCGACGAUACUUUUGAACUGCAACACUCGAAGCAGGCCGAGCAAAACACGAAAUUCCAACGUCUGCAGAACGAGUAUAGCAAACUGAAGGAGGAAGCCCUCGCGCUCCAGGGCCAAUACUAUAGCGCCAGUGAAGCAGUGCAGUCCUUGGAAAUAACACUUGCAGAGCAAUCAGCUGAAGUCGAUGCUUUGAAAUUGCGCUGUGCAGAGCUCGAGAGGAGCAAUGAGCUGCUUCGGCGAAGUAGACACUUGUCUCCUGCCCCAGAAGAGGGGUCUGAUGCUGCUACUGCUGCUGCUGCUGCUGCUGCUGCGAAGAAAAAGGGAGAAAUUUCCGCUCGUCAACAACAACAGCAAUUCUACAACUCGCCUUUCUGGCUCGCUGAAAGCUCUCGAAGGCAGAAAAUUUUGCUUGAGUUGGAAAUUCGACAGGCGGAGAUGCAGAGGGCGAGAGAGGAGGCUUGGGAGGUUUUGUUGUCGCGUACUUAG
Sphaerulina musiva SO2202 is the source of this 1884-nucleotide messenger RNA. RefSeq lists its product as uncharacterized. Lineage: Eukaryota; Fungi; Ascomycota; Dothideomycetes; Mycosphaerellales; Mycosphaerellaceae. The transcript has a single exon. The record is from RefSeq and is a predicted model, not a curated record. Bases 1 to 1884 code for a protein of 627 amino acids.